Tachysurus fulvidraco (yellow catfish) is the source of this 2063-nucleotide messenger RNA. It is a transcript of the gene d2hgdh, whose product is annotated as D-2-hydroxyglutarate dehydrogenase. NCBI's taxonomy places the organism in Eukaryota, Metazoa, Chordata, Actinopteri, Siluriformes, Bagridae. The record is from RefSeq and is a predicted model, not a curated record. The transcript has 11 exons. Gene Ontology annotation, cellular component: mitochondrion. Bases 365 to 1915 code for a protein of 516 amino acids. Gene Ontology annotation, molecular function: catalytic activity; FAD binding.
CUGGAGACGUUGUUAAUUCCACCAUAUUUAAGGGAGCACGUCUAUGGGACAUUACGGCGCUAUGUCCGCCAUAUUGGAAAGGUCAAGCUUAAAGCUGCCGUGCUGCUAUUCUUACGGCUUGUGCUAUUUUAUCAAACCGUCCUAAAUUUACCGCACAAUUCCGCAAAUUAUGGUGCGCUAUAAAUUACUGUGACUUUAUCGGAAAACGUACUGGCGUUAAAACACUUGUGGAGUGUCAACAAAAACAAACAAACAAUAAAUAAAUAAAUAAGUGACGCGAUAGUCGGCAUAUUGGAGCGGGUGAGAUUACAUUUUAAACCAGAGAUGCGUCCCUGUGACCGCCAUAUUGGAAGAGGCGAUUGUUAUGGUGGUGUUUCAGAGAUUUCAUCAGCUCCAGAAGCUGUACUUCGCUUCCCGGUGGCUAAACCCACACGCCUGUAAUGUGACUGUCCACAAAACCGUCACCGCAGACCGGACGCGACUGCGUUACGCACACGAUGCAGCCCCGACACGCCGACCUUUCUCCAGAGUCAUGCCUGAAGACAUCAACUUCUUUAGCCACCUUCUCCCAGGGAGAAUCGUCACAGACCCGGAUGUGUUGGAGUCCUGCAACGUCGACUGGCUCAAGUCGACGAAAGGUAGUAGCGGAGUUCUGUUACGACCGAAGACGACUGAGGAGGUCUCUCAGAUUCUCAGGUACUGCAAUGAGAAGAACCUGGCCGUGAGUCCUCAGGGUGGAAACACGGGGCUUGUGGGGGGCAGUGUUCCCGUGUUUGAUGAGAUCAUCCUGUCCACUGCGCUCAUGAACCGAGUCCUCGCCUUCGACGGCAUCUCAGGGAUUGUGACGUGCCAGGCAGGAUGCGUGUUGGAGAGCCUGUCUCAGUAUGUGGAACAGCAGGACUUCGUUAUGCCUCUAGAUCUUGGAGCAAAGGGAAGCUGCCACAUCGGUGGCAAUGUGUCCACCAAUGCGGGAGGGCUCCGCCUACUGCGCUAUGGCUCCCUCAGAGGGACGGUUCUGGGCCUGGAAGUGGUGCUGGCAGACGGCAGGGUUUUGGACUGUCUGGCGAAACUCCGUAAGGACAACACGGGCUACGACGUGAAGCAGCUCUUCAUUGGUUCGGAGGGAACGCUUGGUGUCAUCACCGCCGUGUCCAUCCUCUGUCCGCGGAAACCUAAAUCAGUAAACGUGGCCUUCUUAGGCUGCUCCAGCUUCCAGAAGCUUCUGGAGACGUUUCAGAUUUGCAGAGGGAUGUUGGGGGAGAUCCUCUCUGCUUUCGAGUUCCUAGACGCCCCCUGCAUGAGCUUGGUGGAGAAGCAUCUCGGGCUCGUCAACCCCAUCGCCGAGAGCCCUUUUUACAUCGUGAUCGAGACGGCAGGAUCCAACACGGCACACGACGAGGAGAAACUGCACAACUUCCUAGAAAAGGUCAUGGCGUCUUCGCUGGUCCAGGACGGUACCGUAGCAACAGAGGAGAUUAAAAUUAAGGCACUUUGGUCUGUUAGAGAGAGGAUCACCGAGGCUCUAAGGCACGACGGAUACACGUACAAAUAUGACAUCUCGCUUCCGCUAGAGAAGAUUUACGACCUGGUGACUGACAUGAGAGCGCAUUUGGGAAGCAAAGCAAAGAACGUAGUGGGCUACGGACACGUAGGUGACGGCAAUCUUCAUUUGAACAUCACGUCUCCCGCCGGAGACGCAGCACUUCUGGCGGCGAUCGAGCCUUAUGUGUACGAGUGGACGCGCAAGUGGCAGGGAAGCAUCAGCGCCGAACACGGCCUCGGGCUGAAGAAGAGAAACUACAUCUACUACAGUAAGUCUCAGGAAGCCGUACGCCUCAUGGCGGACUUUAAGACCAUGCUGGAUCCCAAAGGGAUCCUCAACCCAUAUAAGACACUUCCUGAUAACAUUCACUGAAGCGUAGAUGCAGGACGUCGUGGAUAUGAACACUACAAAUAACCACGUGCUUGGUUUUAAACCCAGCAUGAGAUUUUAUUGUAAUGUAUGUAAAUAAGCCGGAUUGUGUCUGUUUCCGUUUAGUCAAUAAAGAGAAUUAUUUUGGUUA